Molecule: messenger RNA, 1921 nt
Organism: Mugil cephalus (flathead mullet)
Lineage: Eukaryota; Metazoa; Chordata; Actinopteri; Mugiliformes; Mugilidae
Gene: ostm1
Product: osteoclastogenesis associated transmembrane protein 1
Exons: 6
Coding region: 82-1008 (308 amino acids)
Cellular component (GO): cytosol
Source: RefSeq, a predicted model, not a curated record
GGGAAAAACAAAAUGAGGAAGUCAUGAGGUGUUCAGAGUGAUAGACACAGGGAGAGCUGCCCCAAUCUUCUAUUUUCAGCCAUGUCGCGGCACGCAGACCGUUUAUUUUUGCUGUUUAGUUUAUUAGUGUUAAAUAUUUGCGGUUUAAAGUGUAGUGAAAUAGUAAACGCGUCAGGUUCAACGAAAGUUUUGACGUCGUCUUUGAGCCCUGCUGCUAGUGCUGCUGCUGCUGCUGUUUUUAAGCCUGCUGUGGACUCGGUGUUCCCCCUCAGUCUGCUGUCUUCGUUUCCAGAGGACCAGGAGGUCAGCGAGUACUGCACCGAGCUGCUGCACAUAUUCGGUCAGCGGUAUGUCGAGCUGGUGCGGUGCCUGGUGCCUGCAGCGCGGCCCGUCAAAGUGUGCCAGGGCUGCUUCGUCAGCUACGGCAGGGUGGUGGACAUCUACAAGAACAUCUCAACAGAAGUGGGACCUGGCAAUGAGAGCUGCAGCGAAAGCCUCAUACGCGGUGAUCGACUGAUGCUGGUUUAUGAGAUGUACAGCAACCUGGAGGAUCUGUGGGUUAAAGCCAACUGUCAACACUGCCUCGGCCAAACCUCUCCGGGCCUGACCAAUGAGACCGUGGCCUUCAUGGCUGCUCUCAACCAAACCAUCACCUGCUUUGACAAGUUUCGACAGGGGAACCACACGGAGCUGUGCAAAAACUGCACGAGCGCCUACAAGAACCUGAGUUGGCUGUACAAUGGAUUGGAGAAGAAAAAUAUUCUGUGCAUCGACAUAGAGGAUGCGAUGAACGUGACUCGCAAACUGUGGAGCAAGACUUUCAAUUGUUCCUUCCCCCGCGAGGAGACGGUGCCUGUCAUCGCUGUGUCCAGUUUCAUGCUCUUUCUGCCCAUCAUCUUCUACUUGAGCAGCUACCUUCACUCCGAACAAAAGAAACGCAAGAUCAUACACCCCAGGCGAGCGAAGUCGUCCAACAGCCUGAUGAACAUCCAAGACAAACAGAGCUGAAGAGGACUCAGGUGAAGGCAUUAUUUCGUCAGUGCCCCGGGAGUGCAUUCGUUUUCUCGCUGCUCUUUUCCCGAGUUUUGACCAACCUCCGUGAACGCAGAGGUCUCCGCCGCAAGAUACCAAACAGUAUUUGGAAGACUUUAAAUACAACUGAAAUGCACUGGAGAGACUUUAUUCACAUUAAACAUUCGCUUUCACUUUUUUUCCCCCCAACCCUUUUUCCUUUAAAAUGUUGGGACACGUGCAGAAUUUAGAUUUUCUUAGCUGUGAUUGAGCUUCACGUUGUUUUGUGAAGUUUAAACUUGCAUCAUGGAUCUCUGUGAAGGAUGACUCGCGCUGGAAUCAACAUCUAACUUUCUAAACUCCUAAUUAGUCGGUCAUUCAUGUUUCUACACGGUACGCUUUUUAAUCCUCAGACACCGCUGGCCUCUCUCUUUCCUUUUUAACUCGGCAACAAUCUUCAGGUUGUUCAGUGCAUCCUGGCACGUGCAUGCGUGCUUGUAUGUGCUCUAUUUAUGGAUAAAGAAAUGGGUUCCCUGGCUCUAAUGUAUGUCCAGAAAAGAGCUGCAAAAAGGAAGCACUUGAUGUCCAUUAGUGGUGUGGCGUGGGGAGUAAAUAAAGACAUGACACACAUAAUGUAAGAGCACUCCAGAGCAGCACACUGUGAUGUUAGCUGUUUUCCUGGCAUUUUUUUUUUUUUUUUUUUUUGUGGUUGCAUAUGAGCUUUUAAUGUGCUUUGUUGUUGUUUUCCACUGAUGUUUAACUUAAUUUGUUAAUUUUUUUUUCUCUGACUGCACAUAAUAGUGAAGCCUCCUGCAAGAGUAAUGAAUGCCGAGCUGAUGAAAUCCCUGUGGAGUAAUGUAAACCUUAAUUUUUAAACGAUGAAAACAAAUAAAUUAUUUCAUGUCACAAA